Venturia canescens is the source of this 2248-nucleotide messenger RNA. It is a transcript of the gene Df31, whose product is annotated as Decondensation factor 31. The record is from RefSeq and is a predicted model, not a curated record. Bases 185 to 574 code for a protein of 129 amino acids. The transcript is spliced from 3 exons. NCBI's taxonomy places the organism in Eukaryota, Metazoa, Arthropoda, Insecta, Hymenoptera, Ichneumonidae.
UCGAGUCCCUCUGCCAUUUGCGCGUCGGUAGGCAGUCGUACUGUUACUCUCUCCGGUUCAAUCGUCGCACAGCCGUCAACCGCUUUCAUAUUAAAAAAUUUGACUGCGAAAACUCACAAGUGCACGUAUUGCGUUAUUAUCGUGUUCUUCCGAUUAAAUUAAUCGCUCAACAAAAAAAUCAACAAUGGCAGACGUCGAAACAAAGGAAACCAAAGUUGUAGCCUCUCCGGAGAAAAAGGUUGUUGAGGAGGAAAAGAAGAAGAACGUCGAGGAGGCGGAAGAGGUUGACGAAGACUCGAGAGCAUCUGAAAACGGUGACUCCAAGGAGGCCAAAGAGAAUGGCUCUGUCGAGGAGAAAGAUGCGGAUGAAAAAGAAGCUGAAUCCACGGAGAACGGUGACUCCACAGACACAGCACCAGUCGAUGCUUGCAGCAUAAAGAGGAAAUCAACAGCGGGUGUUGAGGUGCCUGAGGAGUCUGUGGUGGAUGGUGUGAGUCCGGAGAAGAAAGCAAAACUGGAGGAGAAGCCGGUGGUCGAGGCUGAGAGCAAUGGAGACACGGAAACCGCGGCCUAAUAUAAUCUCAUUUCUUGCCCCUUAACCCUCACUCCUUUUCUGCUCCUAAAUUCCCAGUCCACCCUCUCCAAAACUUGAAACAUAAUAUCCCAGACCCAAUUCUACGAGCAGUUUCACAGUUCAGAGUGCGAAUUCAGACUGCGAAGUUCUCAACUUUCAUCGACAGCGAGAGUCUGAAAAAAAAAUUACUUCAAAAAGAGGAAUGAGCAAAAAAAACGAAUAGACACUCGAGAAAAUAAUCGGAUGAGGGAACAAAGAGCUAUAGAGAGAGAAAGAGAGAAAAAGCUCGAAGAGACGACAGUGACGAGAAUCGCAAAAUGAUUAAUAGUAUUAUAUAAAACAAAAAAACAAAAAAUAUAUUUCAAAUUAGAUUGACAAAGCUCUUAAUUAUUAACUAACCAACGGAAUCUUUGUCGAGCUUAAACUCCUUUCUUUCUCUCUUUCACCAUUAUUUAUCUCUUAAUCCUCGUCUCGUGCUCGCUCACACGUGCUAACCACCCAUAAAACACAUUUACCUGUUACAUUGUUACAAUAAGAAAAAAUAAAAAAAAAAGAAAAAGAAAAAGAAGAAAAAAGAAAACAAACUGAGAUAAAGACGCGAUAUUAUAAGUAUAAUACAUAUAUUUGUAAUUUGGAGAAAUAACCAAGUUCCGAGUGAUUUUUCAUCAUCAUUUUUUUUAUUUUCUUUUUUUUCCAAUGCCUCCUCCGUUGACGUGUUGGAUCUCGUGGACGAUGGAAAACUAUUGAAAAAAAGAAAUAUCAACAAUCGAAUCUCCUCGGUCGCGUUACAGUUUUUUUCUAUUCUUUUGCACAUCUUUUUUCAGUAAAAUAAAAACACCUCGACCUAAGUAGCAGCGCGUUAUCGGCGGCAAAAGCACUUAUUUUUCUUUCUUUUCUUUCUGUGAAGUUUAAGUACAUUCCUGUAUUACGAAAUUUGGCGAUUUCCCCAAAUAUAUCUUUUUACGACGAACAGUUAUGUUGAGAAGAAAAAUUGAUAAAAAGAAAAGCAUUUACAAUAUUUUGUGCAUCGCUGACUGUACGAGAAACACGAUGUAUUACGAAAACAAAAAUCAACACGCUAAAAAUAAGGGAAAACACUGAUUGUAGGUGACGAAACACAAAACUGUAAUAUUCUGGUUCGUCUAUAGGUGUUCUGUGGUUUUCUUUCUUUAUUCGUAUUAUAUAUUUAUCACAUAGAAUCAAUCUUAUUGUAUUUCGGAGAGGAAUGAACGAAGGUACGACCGAAUCUUCAUUACUUAUGGUAGAAUCGAUGUACAGACACUCGUAACAUGGAAAAACAAAGAAAACAUAAAACAUGAUUAAAAAGAAAAACGUAUACGUUUAAUGUAAAAAUUGAUUUUCACAUAAAAUCCUUUGACAGGCACUUGGCGUUGAAUACUUGAAUUUAUUGGUGAACAAUAUUAUUUAUUUCAACACCUUUCACGUGGAUCUCGAAGGAGACUGCCCUCUUCAUUUUCAAUCUCCAAUCUUGUUCAUUUUACUUUGAUUUUUUUUUUUCUAUUUUAACGACAUUCAAACAGUGCAAUUCGCAGCUGAGCAUCCAAAUGAAUACUACUAAACUCAAUAUUUUCUGAUUUGUGACGUGCUAUUUAAGAGAUUAUUACAGGAACGUAAUUUAAAUUGAAUUAUUAAUAAACGAAAACGAGAAACUUA